This is a messenger RNA of Grus americana (Whooping crane), 1055 nucleotides long. Its product is annotated as T-cell activation Rho GTPase-activating protein-like. The record is from RefSeq and is a predicted model, not a curated record. The transcript is spliced from 8 exons. Gene Ontology annotation, molecular function: GTPase activator activity. Gene Ontology annotation, biological process: signal transduction; regulation of Rho protein signal transduction. NCBI's taxonomy places the organism in Eukaryota, Metazoa, Chordata, Aves, Gruiformes, Gruidae. Bases 69 to 1055 code for a protein of 328 amino acids.
UGCCGUGAGUGUCCCUCCUGCCUCCGCUCUGCCCAGCCCCGAGGCUGCUCCAGCCCAGCAUCAGGUGCAUGGCUGCUUCUCACCUUCUGCUCUCUUUUCCCCUUGCCCAGGCCACGACGCUGCACGCCAGCAGCCUGCAGAGGCUGGUCCAGGGCCAGGCACAGGCUGGUGCAGAGCAGCGGCCACCUCCCGUCCCCUCCGGCGGCAGCAGCGAACGUGGCCUUGGCCCCUCGGCUGGCGGGACCCGCAGGAGGAGGAGGGGGCUGCCCUGGCCCUUCGCACGGCGGCGAGGCAGCUCGGCCGCUGCAGAGGCAGCCGGGCAGUCGGGCUCUGGCGGCAGGGGGGCUCUCUUCGGCCAGCCCCUGGCAGCUCUCUGCAGCCAGGACGGCACGCUGCCCCAGCCCAUCCAGGACCUGCUGGCUCUCCUGGCCGAGCACGGGCCAUCCACGGAGGGGAUCUUCCGGCUGGCGGUCAAGGAGCACGUCUCCCGGGAGCUGAGGGAGGCCCUCGACAGCGGAGCAGAGGUCCACCUCGAAAGCCAGCCUGCGCACGUGCUGGCCGUCCUCCUGAAGGACUUCCUGCGGAAGAUCCCCUCUAAGCUCCUCGGGGCAGAGCUGUACGAGGAGUGGAUGAGCGCCCUGCAGAAGACCAGCAGGCAGGAGAAGCUGGCAGCACUCAGGGAGGUGGCCGGCAAGUUGCCCCAGGCCAACCUCGUGCUCCUCAAGAGCUUGCUGUCCCUGCUGCAAAGGAUCAGCAGAAACGCGGCCAGCAGCAGGAUGACUGCCGGCAACCUGGCCAUCUGCGUGGGGCCGAACCUGCUCAGCCCACCCGAGGAGCAGACGCUGCCCCUGGACGCCCUGGUGCAGGUGACGGGGCAGGUGACAGGGCUGGUGGAGUUCCUCAUUGAGCACCACGGGGACCUCUUUGGGGAGGAGGUGGCCGGGCUUGCCGGCACAUCGGCCGAGGAGUCGCCGGCACCAGGGCCGGAAGCAGAGACAGCAGAGCGUAAAGUGGUGACGCUUGGCUUUGAGCCACAAUCCAUGCCAAGGGACUGA